Molecule: messenger RNA, 186 nt
Organism: Meloidogyne enterolobii
Lineage: Eukaryota; Metazoa; Nematoda; Chromadorea; Rhabditida; Meloidogynidae
Source: the annotation of a GenBank genome assembly
AUGGCAAAAAACAAACGCGCGCUUAAUUUGCCGCACCCUGUAUUUGUUACAUUAGCUGUAUUAUGGAGUGGAUCAUCCUCUUCUAAAUUAUUUUCAAUUGCUCUAUCAAUGAAUGGUCAAAGAUUGUUAGUUGCCUAUCCUUGUGUUUUACUUUAUUCUGUUUUUGCUCUUCUUGCUAUAUUUUAG